UGCUUGCUCAGUCUUACUACAAUUCACCAAGGUGUUUGUCUUUUCACCUGGCAGUUGCUUUCUGAAUCGCGAACAAGAACGUACCAUCAUUACACUCUCUCUCCUCAAAGUACCAUCAAAUCAUCAACGUGUUAUCUUUACAAAAAAAAAUAUACAAAAUAAAUAAUACCUGAAACAUAAUUUAAAACGAAAAUUAAUCAUAAAGUGAAAGAAAUAAUUUUUUUUUUUUUAAAUAUAAACAUUAACAUUUGUGGUAUAAAAAUGUUUGAAAAAAAAAUUUUUAAGUGAAAACAGCAUUUGCUGAAUGGAUCAACAAAUUAAACAGCAGCCGGUGAAAUUCGGCUUGCGAUUAUCAUCAGUGCACCCUGACACAAAUAAUGUUUUUUUCCUUUUAAAAUAAAUAAAUUUAAAAUAUAUUUUUUUUAUCAUUUUUUUUACAUUUAUUAUUUAAACAUAUAUGCAAGCGACAUUGCACAGUGUUUAUUUGAGCUCAAGGAAGCGUUGCAGUGUAACGAGAAUAGAUAAAAAAAAAAAAAAAAUAUUGUGUAGACUUGAUUUGAAAAAAAUACAUUUGUUUUUAUCUACUUGUUGUAUUUUUUAACAAAUAUAAAGAUGGAUACUGUACUGGAAAAAAUGGGCAAACUCAAUUUGAGGAUUCCUAGCUGUCCUCUGAAGAGUCCACAACCGUUAAAGGAAUUUGUUGUCAACUGCCAAACAAUGCCAUCCAGAGUAAAGAAAUCAUUUUGUGGCUGUCUUCAGGCCAAUUUUUAUUUGCAGGAUGAUGAACCACCGGAAAUAACAUAUUGUGUUGUUGAACAAACUGGUACAUUAACACUACAAGCAAUGACACCAACAUUACCAAUGCCAGCUGAAGAAGAAUUAAAUAAAAUGUUUUUAGAACUUGUUGAUGAGCUAGAUUUAACACAAGCUAAUAGACAAGCUGUACUUGCACUUCCAGCAAAUAAAAAAUGGCAAAUUUAUUGUUCACGUAAAGGUAAUGAUACACUUGAUAAUGGUGGUUUACGUACAACUGAUCUCAGUGGUGAUCCUGAAGAUUACAUCAAUAGAAUUAAAGUUAUUGCUGAUGCAACAUUUAAUGAAGAUAAUGAAGAAUUAUCAAAUCAUAUGAGACAAGUUGAAGCAUUAAAAACAGCAUUAAGAACACAACCACAUAGUUUUGUUCUUCGUUUUAUUGAACUUGAUGGUCUUAAUGCAUUAUUAAAAGUAUUGGGAACAAUUGAUGUUGAAGCUGCACACAGUUAUCUUCAUACAAGUGUUAUUGGAUGUUUAAAAGCACUUAUGAAUAAUUCUAAUGGAAGAGCUCAUGUACUUGCACAUCCAACAGCAAUAAAUACAAUAUCACAAUCACUUGCAACUGAAAAUAUAAAAGCUAAAAUAUCUGUACUCGAAAUACUUGGUGCUGUUUGUCUAGUACCAGGUGGUCAUAGAAAAGUUCUAGAAGGAAUGUUACAUUUUCAACAAUAUCAUUAUGAACGUGCACGUUUUCAAAGUAUAAUAAAUGAUUUAGAUAAAAAUUUUGGUAUAUAUAAAGAUAAUUUAUCACUUAAAACAGCAAUAAUGUCAUUUAUAAAUGCUGUAUUAAAUUAUGGUCCUGGACAAGUUACACUUGAAUUUCGUUUACAUUUACGUUAUGAAUUAUUAAUGCUUGGUAUACAGCCAAUUAUUGAAAAAUUACGUAAAUAUGAAAAUGAAACACUUGAUAGACAUUUAGAUUUUUUUGAAAUGGUUAGAAAUGAAGAUGAAAAAGAAUUAGCAAGAAAAUUUGAAAAAGAACAUGUUGAUACUAAAAGUGCAACAGCAAUGUUUGAUUUAUUGCGAAGAAAAUUAAGUCAUACACCAGCAUAUUGUCAUUUAUUAAGUUUACUUGAACAUUGUUUAUUAUUACCACUUGAUUAUGGUUCAUAUCCACAACACUGGUUGCUAUUUGAUCGUAUUGUACAACAAAUUGUAUUACAAACAGAUAAUAAUAAUGAAAUAACAAGAAAUCCAGAUGUUGCACCAAUUAAUAUUAAUGUUAAAGAAAUUAUUCAUUUACUUGCUAAAGAAGAAGAAUUAGUUGCUGCUAGAAAACGUACUGAUGAAUUAGAACGUGAAAAUACAGAUAUGUCAACAAAAUUAUCUAAAAAAGAACAAGAAUUAGAUUUAAGAAGCCAAGAAAAAGAAGAUAUUGAAGCAAGUUUAAUGAGAAUUAAAGAAAGACUUGAAAAAGAAACAUCAAUGCAUAUUGAAACAAAACAAAAAAUAUCAGAAUUUCAAGAUACCAUUGAGACAUUAUCACGACAAAUUAAUAAUGAAAAAUCAGAAAGAAAAAGACUUGAAAAAUUAGUUGCAUCUGGUAGUUUACCAGAUGAUGCUAAAGCAACAAUUAAAAUUGUCGAUGAUGAAUUAAUGGAUAAUGUUAAAUCAUCAUCAUCACCACCACCACCUCCACCACCUCCUCCACCACCAAUAGCACCACCACCACCACCACCGCUGCUAUCAUCAUCAUCAUCAUCAUUAAUACCAUCAGCACCACAACCAAAAGAAGUAUUUAAAAAUGUUCCACAACCAAGUAAUCCAUUAAAAUCAUUUAACUGGUCAAAAAUACCAGAACAAAAAUUACAAGGUACAAUAUGGUCUGAAUUAGAUGACACUAAAAUAUAUAAUGUUAUGGAUUUAGAAACAAUUGAUAAAAUUUUUUGUGCAUAUCAAAAAAAUGGUGGUACAAUACCAACUGAAGGAUCAAUUGAAGAUCUACGUAAUUUGGGUAAAAAUAAAAAAACAAUGUCUGUUAUUGAUGCAAGAAGAGCACAAAAUUGUACAAUAUUAUUAUCAAAAUUAAAAAUGAGUGAUAAUGAAAUAACAAGAACAAUAAUAUCAAUGGAUCAACAAAAUAUAUUACAUAUUGAUAUGGUUGAACAGUUAUUAAAAUAUAUACCAUCAUCUGAAGAAGCUGCACUUCUUGAUAUGAAUCAAAAAGAAUUACAAAGUCGUGCUGAUUGUUUUCUCUAUCAAAUAUCAAAGGUACCACAUUAUGAACAGCGUCUUCGUUCACUUCAUUAUAAGAAAAAAUUUUCAGCAAGUAUAUCAGAGCUAACACCAAGAAUGCGUGCUGUAUUAGAAGCAAGUAGACAAGUUGCUAGAUCACGUAGAUUAAGAAAAUUACUUGAAUUAGUACUUGCACUUGGUAAUUAUGUAAAUCGUGGUAAUGCACGUGGUAAUGCAUAUGGUUUUCGUUUGGCAUCAUUAAAUCGUCUUGUUGAUACAAAAUCAUCAUGCUCAAAAGGCACAACAUUACUUCAUUAUCUUGUACAAAUAUUAGAAUCACGUUUUCGUGAUGUAUUAGAAAUUGAAGAAGAUAUGCCACAUGUUAGAACAGCAGCACGUGUUAGUAUGGCUGAUUUACAAAAAGAAGUUGCUAAUUUAAAAAAUGGAUUACAAGAUGUACAAAGAGAAAUUGAAUUUCAUCGUGGACAAGUACAAGUAUUACAAGGUGAUAUGUUUCUUCCAUCAAUGAGAGAUUUUCAAGCACAAGCAACAUGUAGACUUGCUGAAGCUGAAGAUUUAUUUCAAGAUAUGAAAACAAGAUUUGACAGAGCUGUUAGAUUAUUUGGUGAGGAUUCAGCUGGUGUACAGCCAGAUGAAUUUUUUGGUAUAUUUGAAAAUUUUUUACAAGCAUUUGCUGAAGCAAGACAAGACGUUGAAAAUAUGAGAAGAAAAAUUGAAGAAGAUGAAAGACGUGUUAAACAAGAACAAGAACUUAAAAAACGUACAAUGGAAAGAAAAAAUUCACGUGAAGGUUUAUUAAAUAAUAUAUCAAUUAGUAAAAAGAAUGAAGUCAAUGGUAAUAAUGGACAAGUUGAUAAUAAAGGUGAAUUUGAUGAUUUAAUAUCAGCAUUGAGAACUGGUGAUGUAUUUGGUGAAGAUAUUGCUAAAUUUAAAAGAUCAAAACGUCGACCAGUUACCCCAAGUGGUGCACAAGAUCCACGUCGGCAUAAUGUUAAUCGAGAAGACUCACGAGAACGUCACUAGAUGGAACAGCUUGUAUUUCAAACAGCUUUUUUGCUUUACGCUCUUUUUUUUCUCUCUGUCUUUCUUUCUCUUUACCAUUUCGAUUUCGAUUUCGAAAUUAUUAUCAUCAGCAGCAGCCGCAGCCAAGCUGUAUACUUCCACAUUGAGAUUUUUUUUUAUUUUUUCUUUCAAACAUGUAUAAAACUCUAUGACGAAUGAUCACUUGAUAUUAUUUAAUUUAUAUUUAUAAAUAUGCAUAUUUUUUUGAUAAUUUUUGAAUAUUUAUAUUCAUUGAUUUUAGUGCCAAGAUUAUUUUUUCUUUUUUUAUUUUAUUCAACAGCAUUAUUAUUGAGUUAUUUAAAAAUUAAAAAUUCAUAAAAAUUCAUACUGUCAUUCGUUAUUUUAUUGGGUAAAAAGUAAAUAGAAAAAAAAAUAACUAAAGCCAGAUGAUUGUGAUAAAAUUAACAACAAAAAAAAAAAAUUAAAAAUUAAAAAAACUAAAAUUAUAUGUUUGCAGUGCAAUAUAUACAGCAGAACUGAAAAAUUGAAUGACAUAAAUUAUAUCUUAUAGAAAUAUAUAUAAUGAGUAAAAAUAAUAACUCACUGGAAUUUAAAUAUUUAUAAAAAUAUAUAGGUAUAUAAAUAAAAUAAUAUGCAUGUAAAUGAGCAAGCUAAAAAAACAAGUAUUCAAAAAUCUAUAUAAUCAUCAGAUUUUCAAUUUACGUUGUAUAUAAAAGUCAUCAUAAUUACAUUCACAUUUAUUAAUUAUAAUUCAAUAAUAAUUUUUAAUUUUUCACUGGUGAAAUAAAUUUAAAAGACAAAAUUUUGUAAUUUAUAUUGUCAAAAGUAAUUGACACAAAAAUAAAAAUUAAUUAAAUCUAUCAAAUUGAUAAAAAAUGUUUUCUAAAAAGUAAAAAUAUAGUAUACGUAUCAACGAAUUAAAAAAAAAAAAAGAAGCCUAUAAUAGACAGUGGAUAAACUGUCUUAAAAAAAAUACGCAAAGUCUGAUUUUAAUAACUUUUUAUUAUUCCUCAUUUUGAUAAUUAAUAUUGAUUAAUUAAAAUAAUACUUACAACUGUUAAAACACCACUCGAAUGACAUCGAAGAACUGAUUUUUUCAGCUACUCAUAUUUUUUUUUUUUUUCAUUGGAAUAAU
Messenger RNA from Aphidius gifuensis, 5167 nucleotides. RefSeq names its product disheveled-associated activator of morphogenesis 1 (gene DAAM). Lineage: Eukaryota; Metazoa; Arthropoda; Insecta; Hymenoptera; Braconidae. The transcript has 5 exons. Gene Ontology annotation, molecular function: actin binding; small GTPase binding. Gene Ontology annotation, biological process: positive regulation of actin filament polymerization; actin cytoskeleton organization. Bases 613 to 4032 code for a protein of 1139 amino acids. The record is from RefSeq and is a predicted model, not a curated record.